GUUGGCGCGCACUUCGAAGUCUAAGUAAACUGAAAUCUUACAGUAUAUCGCGAUCGUUCUAUUCGUUCCCCAAAAGAAUAUACAAAGAUUUAGAAAUAAUAUUGUAAUUGAGUUCAAAAUAAAUUGUAUUAGUUGUUGUGAUACUUGUAAAUGCCGAUAGCAUUGUAAUUAUCAUUCACUUAACGUCGGCGUGACGUUCUCAUUCCGCCGUUGACAUUACUCAAUAGCGAGGUCAAACUCUUAAUUGAAUUAUUACUGCGCACAGUGACACUCAAAAGAGAAUUAAAAGAAUAAAAACAAAACGCAUCACAAGUCACAACAGCCUGUGACAGACGGCGGUUCGUCAGCUGGUGAUGCAUUAAGUGCUGCUGGCAGUGGCAAUCAUCCGUCAGCCUACGGGCAAUGGCAUACCAAGUGGAUUUACCGGCAACCCUACGUCGCGGCCCUUUGCUUGCGCUGCUGUUGGCGCUCAGCCUGCAGGCGUUCGUCAUAGGUGGCAAUGCCGCUUCUGUUGACGCAGACACGCUGAAUAACGAUGAUAUUGCGAACCCUUUCGCGUUGACAAGUAAUACGCCGCCGGAACCGCCGCAGCCGCCGCGCACCUGUAACUCCAUUGAAGUGCGCACAAAAAAGGAUUUUGCAUUGCUGAAGAAUUGCACACGUGUGCAUGGCCAUGUUUGGCUGGCGCAUAUGGAGUUGACGGCGAGUGAUGUCGGUGCACUGAAAUACCUUACGGAGGUGGAGGAGAUCAGCGAUUAUCUGUUGGUGCAUCGCGUUCAUGGUCUACCCUCGUUGCAUCAUAUAUUUCCUCAUUUGCGCAUCAUACGCGGUCGCAAAUUGCUAUUCGACGAGUUUGCGCUGGUCAUCUAUGAGAAUCGUGACUUACGCUACUUGGGACUGGGUUCGCUGCUGCGCAUACAAGCUGGUAAUAUACGGAUCGAAACGAAUCCAACACUUUGCUAUGUGGACACGGUGAAUUGGGUGCAGUUGUUGGGCAAUAGCACGCAACAGCACUUCUGGCACAAGAAUAAUAAGCUACUCAACCAUUGUACACAAUGUGAGCGCACUAAUAAUCAAAUACUUGUUGAAGAAGACAUCCCGAAUAAGUUGCGUAAGCAUUGCUGGGGCUACGAUAUUCCGCAAGAGCGCCCACCGACGAAUAAUGUUGUCAAGUGUCGCGCGGAAUGCGGUGUACGCGGUUGUGAUGACAACGGUGGUUGUUGUGAUCGUAAUUGUUUGAGCGAUUGCGAUGGCAAGCGGUGCAGUUUGUGUGCGAAUCUGAACUUGGAACGUCAAUGUGUCGAUGAGUGUCCACAGAACUAUUAUCAGCAUCAAGAUCGCGAUUGUAUAAGCGCAUCGAAAUGUCGCCAGCUGGGUUCAAUACCGUUAGCGGGUACUUGCAUGGAGAAAUGUCCUAAAAAUUAUAUAAGCACAGUCGAUGCAGACGGGCACACGAUGUGUAAACUGCAAUGCACUGGAAAAUAUAUCAUACACACAGUAACCGAUGCGGAAGGCUUGGAAGGUUGUAGUAAAAUAAAUGGUUCACUAAUCAUUGAGCUAAACGAUAUUAAGACCAAAAUCACUGACAUGGAAAGCGCAUUUGUCAAUAUCACCGAGAUUACUGGUUAUUUGAAGGUGGUAAACUCCCCACAGUUGCUCUCACUGCACUUUUUACGCAAUUUAGUCACCAUACGCGGUGAUGAGCUCGUCGAUGAUUUUUAUGCUUUUGUUGUGGUGGAUAAUUAUCACUUGUCCGAAAUUUGGACGCCAAAUCAAAAUGUUGCCAUUCUAAAGGGUAGCAUUUAUUUCCAUCUAAAUCCACGUUUGUGUUUAUCGAAAAUUCACCAACUACAAAAAUCAUUAAAAAGCGCCACACCCAUUACAACGGUGAACGCUUCGCCGCAUUCAAAUGGCGAGCGUGUGAUCUGUGACAGUCCUCUAAUUAAUUUAACUGUUAUGCAUGAGGACUAUAAUUCCACAGCUGCACGCCUGAAAAUAGAUAUAUUCACUUUGAAUAAUAUACAAAUUAUACUUGGAUAUGUGUAUUUCUAUAAGGAAGCACCCGAGCAAAAUGUAACACUCUACGAUGGAAGGCAUGGUUGCGGUCAUGAUAGUUGGCACAUGAAAGUGAAUCCCACAAAAAAUAUCCGUUAUAUCCUUACAAAUUUGAAGCCAAACACCCAAUAUGCUUAUUUUGUCAAAACGCUCACGAUUAGGGAAUAUCAUAUACGCAUGGACGCAUAUUCGAAAAUACAAUAUUUCCGCACGCUACCGAGCAAACCGGGGCCAGUAAAAAGAAUCUAUUACACAGCAAUCGCUAUUGAUAAAAUAAUUUUACACUGGUGGCCGCCACGCAAUCCGAAUGGCAUUAUUGAAAAGUACAUAAUUAAUUAUGAAAAAACAAAGAUCACUAAAGAAAAUGUAACACUAGGCAAUCGUCCAGAUUUACGUAAAUAUUCUGAGUACUGCGAUUGUAUCUACGUAAAUCCAGAAGAUAGCGGUCACUUACCCUCGGAUGAAAACUAUUAUAACAAAAAUCAAAUCAUUUAUGAAGAAAAUUUGUCAAAUUUAAUUUUUGUGUCUCGUAGGACAGAUAAUGCCCGCAUACGCCGUAAUGGUGACACUAACUCCUUUUGUGAAAGUCCGAAUUGUGUUGAAAAUAAAUCGCCAGUCACACCCAAUACAAUCAAUGCUUUUCUGGAUAACACAGCUAAACAUGUACGCGUCAGGCGCAAACUGCCAGAUAGCGAAGUCAAAUCAAUGGUUAAUAAUAAUAAAUUGGAAGAACAAAUGAAUAAAGAUGAUCACAAUCUGGAUGAGGAAUUAAAGAGAAAGGGUGAAGCCAACCUCCUUUGGAUACUUCAGCAACAGGAUGAACAAGCACGUAAGUUGCAGGAUACGGGCCCGGAUGAUUUUCCGAUUAUAAAGCGGCGACCGGUAUGUCCCAUAUCAGAUGCUUCGACGCAAUAUCAAUUGCAAAACAAUUGCCAACCGCAAGAAACAUUCAAAGGUAUUGUAAUACCGGGUAGCAUACAUUCAUACACAUUGGCUGGUCUGGAGGCCGACCAAACGUACCGUGUUACAAUACGUGCUUGUGUCGCCAAUUUGGCAAAUGGUUGUGGCGAAGAAACAAGUAUUUAUGCGGAAACGGUUAGCAAGAGUAUGGAAGAAUUCCUUGAGGGUUUAAGAGCUAUGAAUUAAAACCAACACUAACUUCACACAAAUGUAGAUUUAUCGUUGUAGUGCUUAAUAAAUUGAAAUAUUAUAUUUA
Molecule: messenger RNA, 3271 nt
Organism: Zeugodacus cucurbitae (melon fly)
Lineage: Eukaryota; Metazoa; Arthropoda; Insecta; Diptera; Tephritidae
Gene: Sdr
Product: insulin receptor
Exons: 10
Coding region: 403-3201 (932 amino acids)
Cellular component (GO): cell wall; plasma membrane
Molecular function (GO): protein binding
Source: RefSeq, a predicted model, not a curated record